Messenger RNA from Neocloeon triangulifer, 2629 nucleotides. RefSeq names its product O-acyltransferase like protein-like. The coding region runs from base 65 to 2035 and encodes 656 amino acids. NCBI's taxonomy places the organism in Eukaryota, Metazoa, Arthropoda, Insecta, Ephemeroptera, Baetidae. Gene Ontology annotation, molecular function: acyltransferase activity, transferring groups other than amino-acyl groups. The record is from RefSeq and is a predicted model, not a curated record. The transcript has 11 exons.
AUUGUGUCCACUGAGAUAAAAAAAACAGGAGUGGGUCACACAGAAUUGCUCUCAUUACAUAAAAAUGGAAUCAAAGGUUUUGGCUGCGUUACUAAUUUUUACUAUAAAUGGAAUCUCGGCACAACUCGUAAAUCCGCAAUGUCUGUUGGACGUGGCGGAAACUUUGAGGCAGGCCUCACAGGAAAGAGCAGAAUGGGCACUGCGAAUGAUUGACGCCACCACAAAAUUCCCGGACGGUAUCAUGGUCGGCAACUUGGACAACAUGGGACACUGGGACGAGUGUCUUGAAGCGGACAGUGGGACGGGAAUAAGCGGAAAGUAUUGCCGCGUUGGAGUUUCUUUCCAAAAUCCAGCAUCUUCCUCCCUUUUUAACAACUCCGCAUUAAAAAAGUUUCAAUCGUUCGGGCAACUAAAAAGUUUACCAGAUGGAGUUUCAUUUUCCCUGCGUGUUGCUCUGUGCCUGCCUAAAUCGUGCGAGCCUGCUGAUUUUGAGAUUAUUUCCUCUCAACUAGUUCCCGUGUUUGAUCCAAACACCCAGGUAUCCACCUCAGUCAACCCUUCUGAAUGUUACACUCUUGAAACCGUGCUGCCCGAGAUUGGUGGCGGAACCAUUGCUGCGAUCGUGGUUUUCUCUCUUUUGAUUGGAUUGGUAUUUGUCGCUACAAUUUUGGAGAACUUCAAAAAAGGUGGUCCUAUUAUCAACGCUCUUAGCGCAAGGACCACUUAUUCACAGCUGGUUAGUGUAAAAGAAGGCGCUUUUGAUUGCGUGAACGGAAUAAAAGUUCUCAGCAUGUUGUGGAUAAUGAUGGGCCAUAGAUAUGAGUUGGGUGUCCUCUCGACCCCUACUUCAAAUAGGAUAUCCAUGUUUGACCUUACACAAGAGCCGCUUUACAUGGCUCUAGGAAACGCAUUCUUAUCAGUGGACACAUUUUUCCUAAUAGGUGGAUUUCUUCUUGCUUUUGGAUUUUUCCGUGACAUGAAAAAAGGAAAUAAAUUUGAUGCCAUAAAAUUUUAUGUUUACCGGUAUUUACGACUUACUGUUCCAAUACUUGUGAUGAUUGUGUUCUACCUCACAAUUCUGAGAUUCAUGGGUGCAGGACCGGUCUGGUACUCUUCAGUAAGUACCAGAUUUGUCGGCACCUGCGAAACCCACUGGUGGGCUGCAAUUACCUACGUUAACAAUUACGUUAGCAUUAUGUCGCAAUGCGUUGAACAAACUUGGUAUACAUCUGUGGACAUGCAACUAGCCUGGCUGUCUCCGUUGCUUUUGCUCCCAAUGCAUUUUUCACCAAGGGCCGGAAAACAGCUUGCGUUUAUAGUGAUUUUAAUUUCGUGCGCCAUCCCCGCUGUACUCACGUAUCUAAAUAACUACCCUUGGUCGGUCAACAUGGUUAAUGCUGACUACUAUGAUGUUCUUGCUUAUACAGUGCAAGUUUAUUUAGCAACUCAUUCACGUGCCUCGCCAUACUUGGUUGGAAUUGUUCUUGGAUACAUUAUGGUUAACUGCCCAAAAAAGAUGUAUUUUAACUGGAAAACAGUCGCUUUGGGAUGGUUAUUGAGUGCUGGGAUUUGUCUGACCGUUGUAUUCACGCUCUCGAUAACCUACAAAUAUGAUUAUGUUUACGAGCCGAUUGCAGCCACAUUUUACGGAGGGCUGCAUCGUCUCGCAUGGGCUAUUGGUCUCUCGUGGGUUAUUUUCGCCUGCACCAAAGGAAUAGGCGGCCCUGUUAACUCCAUUCUAUCGUGGCGGUUUUUCAGCAUUCUCAGUCCGUUGAUUUAUGGUGUUUAUCUGGUGCAUUUCAUGGUCAUCGGAGUCCAAGUCGGAGCCAAAAAGCAGCCAGACUAUGCAAGUCACUAUGACGUGAUUCAUAACUUUUUUGGAGACAUUCCAUUUUCAUUUGCUGGAGGCAGCGUGAUUUAUUUUGUGGUCGAAGCGCCUCUGAUGGUUUUUCUCAGGCAGAUAUUCAAAAAGCAAAAACCAACAGUGAAUGGAAAGUCGGCCGAGAAAAAGGAAAAAGUCGAAAACAGAGGCUGAGCUAGCCGAGUCUGUCAUAAUUUGUAAUUAGAUUUUAAUGCACAUCCAGCAAGCCGAAAGAGCUAAUAAUGAAAAUCAACCGUACGGAAAUAAAGCGAUUACUUCCACUUUCUUAAGCGGCGCUCUUGAUUGAACAGUCUAGCUGCGUAAUGCGAGUAAUAGUGUUUACCCUCUCGCUCGCACUGCACGGGGUGUAUUUGCUCUGGCUGAUAUAUUACUCUCAUCACAAAUCUGCUCUUGUGUAUUCAGGAAUUGGAAACCGACGCAUCGUCUCGUCGUCAAACACGAAAAGAUACGUGUCGCUCGGCAAGAGCUUUGACAUUUCGGUCCCCGAUUUUAAUUCCGCCCUACACUUAGUUAGGCUAAUGAAUUGCAGAGGGUUGCCUAAAAUUCAAUCAGCUGGUAAGGCAGUGCGCGCGUGUAAUUCAUCAUCGGAGCAAAGGCUUAGUCGCUAAGCCGUGUGUUGAAACAGGGCGCUAACUAAGCUCGCAGAACAACCAGGUGUUUCACGCGCACACGUCUACUCUCGGGGACAACGUUUUGCACCCAGCUUGAUACAAUUUUGUAUAUGUAUAUGCAAUGAUGCAAAAGAAA